AUUUAUGUGGAGGUGAUAAUUGGACUUUGUUUACAGAAAGCCACAAAGAAAACUGAUAAACCAAGAAUAGAAGAUAGAGAUGACCUAGAUGUAACAGAGCUCUCCAAUGAAGACCUUCUUGAUCAGCUUGUGAGAUACGGAGUGAAUCCUGGUCCUAUUGUGGGAACAACCAGGAAGCUUUAUGAGAAAAAGCUGUUGAAACUGAGGGAACAAGGAACAGAAUCAAGAUCUUCUACUCCUUUACCAACAAUUUCUUCUUCAGAAAAUACAAGGCAGAAUGGAAGUAAUGACUCUGACAGAUACAGUGACAACGAAGAAGACUCUAAAAUAGAGCUCAAGCUUGAGAAGAGAGAACCACUAAAGGGCAGAGCAAAGACUCCAGUAACACUCAAGCAAAGAAGAAUUGAGCACAAUCAGAGCUAUUCACAACCUGGAAUAACUGAAACUGAAUGGACAAGUGGAUCUUCAAAAGGCGGACCUCUGCAGGCAUUAACUAGGGAGUCCACCCGAGGGGCAAGAAGAACUCCAAGGAAAAGGGUGGACACUUCACAACAUUUUCGUAUAGAUGGUGCAGUAAUUUCAGAGAAUACUCCCAUAGCUGAAACUAUUAUGGCUUCAAGCAACGAAUCCUUAGUUGUCAAUAGGGUGACUGGAAAUUUCAAGCAUGCAGCUCCUAUUCUGCCAAUCACUGAAUUCUCAGACAUACCCAGAAGAACACCAAAGAAACCAUUGACACGAGCUGAAGUGGGAGAAAAAACAGAGGAAAGAAGAGUAGAAAGGGAUAUUCUUAAGGAAAUGUUCCCCUUUGAAGCAUCUACACCAACAGGAAUUAGCGCUAGUUGCCGCAGACCAAUCAAAGGGGCUGCGGGGCGGCCAUUAGAACUCAGUGAUUUCAGGAUGGAGGAAUCUUUUUCAUCUAAAUACGUUCCUAAGUAUGUUCCCUUGGCGGAUGUCAAGACAGAAAAGACAAAAAAGGGACGCUCCAUUCCUAUGUGGAUAAAAAUUUUGCUGUUUGUUGUUGUGGCCGUUUUUUUGUUUUUGGUCUAUCAAGCUAUGGAAACCAACCAAGGAAAUCCCUUCUCUAAUUUGUAUAAGGCUGGAAAAUCCAUCUGAACGAUUUCCCUUUGGCACAUUCACCUUGGUCUCCUAUUUUUAAUAACUGUAGAAAAACAUUUGUGUAUACUCAUUGAUACAAGAACUAAAAAAUAAUGUGAUUUCACUUUAAUAAAUUUAGUAUUUCAUUGAAAAGCAAACAAGAUAUAUAAAUGAACUUCAUUUAAAUGUUUUGGACUUUGGACUAGUAGGAGAUCACCUUGUGCCAUAUAAAUAAUCUUUUUUUUAGCUCUGGAACUUUUUCGUAGGCUUUAUUUUUUUAAUGUGGACAUCUUCAUUUUUGGGGAAAAUGUAUAUUGUUUUUGUGUAUUUGGGAAAUAAGGGCAAAACAUGUAUAAUGUGAAGCUACACAUACUUUAAAUUCUUACAGAAAAGAUUCCAAGAUUUAUUCUCUGCUGAAUAAAAAUUUUACAAACAUGUGAAACAGUGAAAUUCAGUAAGAGAAGCAUAGCUUGGUUGUACUUUUUUAACUGCAACAAAGUUUGAUGGUGUUUGUGUGGAAAAGUACAGCAAUAAUCUCUUCUGUAACUUUUAUUAAAAGUAAUGUUGUUGUAGCCCUGUCAUACUCAAUUUUUAACAGAUUUCUAGUAUCAUGAAAAACCUAUUUCAGUAAGACCCAUUGAAAUAAAGUUGGUUUUUAGCAGAGAUAUUUUAGGGUAUCAUAUGUACAUGUUUUAGAGAACUAUUAGCUAGCUGUACAUGUUUUUAAAAGCUGUUAGCUAGCUAAAAGACUAUGUAAUUGGAAAUUUGUACUUUUUAUUUACAGCAAAACAUUUAUUCUCUCAAUCCAAUUUGCUACCAAAAUAUUUUUUUAGAUAAUAAGUGUAUGUUUGUUUAGAGAUUAGAAACUUUAAACACUGGUCUUUUUGUUUCAUUUAUAUUCAUUGUUAUAUUGUUUUUUGUUACCAAAAACAAAUUUUGCCAAGAUUUUUUAUUUUGUUUUUCCCUAUAUUUCUCGGUGUAAUUUGAUUAAAAAGUAUGGGAAGUAUUUGCUUUUAAAUUACAUGUAAGCAGUAGUUAAUACUUAAAGUUGUAAACUUUGAAUAUGAAGUGGGCAUUAUGAUUUUGUGUACUCUUAAAAUAGUUAACAUUAUCUUUGAGGUUGAUUUAUUUUAUUGUUUUAGCUAAAACUAACCUCAUGUAUAACCUGGUUUGGUAAAGUCAUAGAUAAUUAUCUUAGUAGAACCACAUCAAAGGUAAAAAUUUUAAACUUAAUCGUUUGAGCUACAACUUUACUCAGUGACCAUAAAGCACACUAAAAAUGUAAGUUGUUUUAAAAUAUCCAAAAUUAAAAAACAAUUUUUAAAAGGAAGAAGCUGAAGGUGUAUAUUUAGACCACAGCACACAGUUUUGAUUUGAAUUAGAUCUGUUCUGAUAUAUAGCUUUUUGAUAUUUUGUAGACAUUUUCACUUAACUUUUGCACCCUGAGACCAGAAACACUCAGAUCUGGGCCUGCAGGGCACACAGGAAAUGGAGUCCUGGGUCUGAGGUGCUGGCCUCUGGGUCAGCGUCUCUGAGAUGAGCCACACAGGGGCAUGUUUUGCUCGGUUUUUCCACUAAGGUAAUAGCUAUCUGCUCUCUCUGUUUUCAAGCUUUGUUUCCCACAAUGUUUUCAGUCUUUUGUUUAUAAUUAGCAACUGUGAGAUGCUCCAUGUAAUGUUUUAAAAUGUGGAGAGAAAAAUCAGAUUUAAAAUGUAUGUAAGAUCAGUUUUCUAGUAGGAAAAGUAUGGUCCAAAAUAGCAAAAGUAGGACCAGGUGAAACAUGUAGUCAUUUUUUUAAACAUGUACUUGGUCUUUUGUCUGUGUCUGUUUUAUUCCACUAGAGUAAAUGUGUCCUUGAUGUAAAUGCAAAGCAUUUCUUCCUGAUUAAAUCGUAGAUGUAGACAUUACAGUAUAAUU
This is a messenger RNA of Fukomys damarensis (Damara mole-rat), 3012 nucleotides long. RefSeq names its product thymopoietin (gene Tmpo). The transcript is spliced from 8 exons. NCBI's taxonomy places the organism in Eukaryota, Metazoa, Chordata, Mammalia, Rodentia, Bathyergidae. The record is from RefSeq and is a predicted model, not a curated record. The annotation marks the transcript as partial.